Messenger RNA from Rhagoletis zephyria (snowberry fruit fly), 1224 nucleotides. RefSeq lists its product as uncharacterized. The record is from RefSeq and is a predicted model, not a curated record. Lineage: Eukaryota; Metazoa; Arthropoda; Insecta; Diptera; Tephritidae.
UUCACGUGAAAAAGAAAAUUUGAAAGACGUCGUAUGUGGUAAAAUGAACUUCAGUGAAGAAGUUUAUCAAAGAAUUCUCGGUAAGUUCUUUGAGAAUCUGCGAGGAACCAUAUGCAUAUUUAUGUUAUUGACAGAUUGCGGAAUGGAUGUAGAAAGUCUGUAUUUCAUCAACGAUGGGGACAUAAAUGAACUUUUCCCUGCAUCAAUGCUCGGAACGAGAGUAAAGUUUAAAGAAAGAGUUGCACGUUGGCGACAGAAUGAAGCUGAUACCAUUUCGUCAAUAGGAUCAUGCAAGAGUUGGAUAAAUUCUAGCCAAGAGUCUCACGACUCGAUAAGAGACAUGGAAGCAAAGAAUUUAAAGUUAAUACUUAAUGCCACUGAAAGAGGUCAAAGCAUCUUUAAACAAUAUAGAGAAAAGACCGUGCUGUCAGAUGUUAGUCGUGACAUUUUGGUAAAUACCAUUGUUGACCACUUCUCAGCGCGAUCAGUGCCUAUGACAAUGAAAGAUAUCAUCACCUUUUCUGAGCAAAUAACAAUUUUAUUUCCCAACGAAGACAUGCGCUAUUACUGCAACCGUCGAAAUGGCAAAAAUCCAACAGGCAAACUUUAUGAUAAGGCAACAAACAUCCGAAGGAAAAUAAAAAAAGAAACAGGAGCACUAAGCGUUGCACCUAAAUGUCAACCCACUCAAUCAAGUUUGUCGGAGCAGGCGAGCAAUACAGAUGAAAAUGACUUAGCCAUGAAAAAUUUGCUUUGUCAUAAUGUAGAGCCUUGGGGCGAUGUUGUAGAAAAAUGGACGAACACAGUCAAAUUAAGAACCGCAGAGAUUUUAAAUGAACACGCAAAUAUUUUAACUAAUUGGCCGCUGCUGAAACACAGUCUUGGAUACACUUUGGUUGAAAUUGAUUUUGAAGCGAAAUUUCCCAACUGUUCGCAGAAUUUGCUAAACGAAUGGCCAAAAUUUAGAAAGUCAAUUAUACCUUACAUGAAGACAAAAAUAAGAGAUGCAACAUCCAUUGUUAUGCUAAAAAAAAUUGACGAAAACAUCAGUACUGACUCAAUGGAUUGUUUAUUGACACUGCUUUUGCAUGCGAUACUUAAACCGUCAUUAAUUUCCGUUGGACAAACUUCUGGUGAAAAACGGUUUAAAUGGAAGCCAUCAAUAUGUGAUGCGCAAGCAGUGACAUUGCUGCAUUGCAGCAGCAUAAACGAUUAUCAGAGGAU